GGCUGUAGAGCGAUGACAGGCGGGAAGUGUGCGGUCCACGCCAGCGCGCCUACCGCUGCUUGCGGGUAUUGAGCACCGGCCACGACGGCCACAGGUGUCGCUGACAAGGUGAUGGAAUCCCUGCGCCGUCAACGUUUGAGCUUGUUGCGUACAUUGCACAGACUGCCAAAGGCGACGACCACCAUCUACGAAGUGUGUUGCCAAUGGAUGGCUGCCCGCGAUCAAGUCUCUGCUGCCCCUCGAAUCGCUUAGAGAUAUUGUGUUGAACGGUAGGCCGUGGUGGACGAGUGCGGCAAGACGUACGUUGUGUUUCCGUGAUCGCAGGCGACUCGACGAUGUUGCACAAGGGCUCUGGCGUUGUCGAUGGAAAGAAGCACGGCCGGGCACCAUGUGUCUGCUGUCUUGUGCGAGGUAACGAGCUUGAGGAUGGUAUCAACGACCUGAACGCCGUCAUCGCUGACGCGCAAGUCCUGCUCGAGGCCACAAGGCACAGCUCCGUUCGGGUCAGUCCUUGACUCCGGCCGGAUUACUCGACCUAUGGCACGCUGCAUUGGGCGAGGUCCACGACGCCAUGCAAGACUUUGGGCUGAGGCCACCGCCAAAGGCACUCAACUCGAAUGAGCUGGACGCGUAUGAUGGUCUUCCUCAGACAGUGUGUGCCUGUGUGGAGGAGCGGUACUGCGGUGUACUGGUAGAUGUAGACCCCGCUCCUAUCAGCUCUACUGGCCGCGAACCAAGCUCCUUGCUGCUGGGUCAGGUGCCUUCGUCACCACCACCGCCUGCCGCCGCCGGCUCCUUGAAGUACAACCAACGGGCCCAGUUUGGUCUUAGCUCUCAUCCCGCCUUUCACGACGCAUCUCUGGCCUUCACCGUCGGCGACGCCCUCCACACGCUUGAUCUCGGUGUCGGCAGGCUCAUCGCGCAAUGGGCGUACAACACAGUGCUGGCCACAGCUGUCGAAUCGAGUGCUGGUGUGCGAGCAGGACAAGCUCGCGUCAAGGAUGUACUGUCGAGGAACAUGACCGCGCUUGUGAUGUACAUUCCGCGUCGCCGACUUGUGUCGGAGAUGAUGAUCAGGCAGCUUGAGGCUGGAAAGAUGCUGCAGGCGUCCGAGGUCGCCUUGAUCCUGUCGUUGAUGCGUAUCGCCAUCGACUGCGACGAAGUGGUUGCACCUCGUCCUGUCCGCCUGCGCGUGGUUAGUCUCCUGGUACUGUAUCAUGAGUUGCGGGCUCGUGUUGCCCUCAAGCAAGCAGUGUCGCCCACGGUUGCUCUGGCGAUGCAUUUGUUGGCGCUGAAAGUGUACAAGUCAACGCGCAUCGUUCGAUCGUGUGAAGACGAGGAACGUGGGCUCGCACCUUGCAUCGGUGGACGCACACACGCCAGUUGGCCAAGUCACGCCUUGGGUCACUCUCGGCAGGUAUGUCGUUGGCAACGUCUGCUCGUCGCCGUGAGGUGGGAAUACGCGUGGCGAUGGGAACUGACGUCCUGACUACUGCAAGUAGAGGCGGACCACGACGCACAAGAGGACACCACAGGCCCCGGCAGUCUCCAUCGCGGUUGGGGACUCGCCGUGGAUCGGAUGAACUGGUGCGUGGCCAGUCUCGCAGCCUUCGCAUGGAUCGC
Thecamonas trahens ATCC 50062 is the source of this 1623-nucleotide messenger RNA. RefSeq lists its product as uncharacterized. NCBI's taxonomy places the organism in Eukaryota, Apusomonadida, Apusomonadidae. The transcript has a single exon. The record is from RefSeq and is a predicted model, not a curated record. Bases 572 to 1489 code for a protein of 305 amino acids.